AUGGCGGAAUGGUUCAUAAGACAGCAUGUAGAGGACGAUCAUGUAGAGGACGAUCAUGUAGAUAACAAUCAUGUAGAGGACGAUCAUGUAGAGGACGAUCAUGUAGAGGACUAUCAUGUAGAUAACAAUCAUGUAGAGGACGAUCAUGUAGAGGACGAUCAUGUAGAUAACAAUCAUGUAGAGGACGAUCAUAUAGAGGACGAUAAUGUAGAGGACUAUCAUGUAGAGGAAUAUCAUGUAGAGGAAUAUCAUGUAGAGGACGAUCAUGUAGAGGACGAUCAUGUAGAGGACUAUCAUGUAGAGGACGAUCAUGUAGAGGACGACCAUGUAGAGGACUAUCAUGUAGAGGACUAUCAUGUAGAGGACGAUCAUGUAGAGGACGAUCAUGUAGAGGACUAUCAUGUAGAGGACUAUAAUGUAGAGGACGACCAUGUAGAGGACUAUCAUGUAGAGGACUAUCAUGUAGAGGACGAUCAUGUAGAGGACGAUCAUGUAGAGGACGAUCAUGUAGAGGACGAUCAUGUAGAGGACGAUCAUGUAGAGGACGAUCAUGUAGAGGACGAUCAUGUAGAGGACUAUCAUGUAGAGGACGAUCAUGUAGAGGACGAUCAUGUAGAGGACGAUCAUGUAGAGGACGAUCAUGUAGAGGACGAUCAUGUAGAGGACGAUCAUGUAGAGGACUAUCAUGUAGAGGACGAUCAUGUAGAGGACGAUCAUGUAGAGGACGAUCAUGUAGAGGACUAUCAUGUAGAGGACGAUCAUGUAGAGGACGAUCAUGUAGAGGACGAUCAUGUAGAGGACGAUCAUGUAGAGGACGAUCAUGUAGAGGACGAUCAUGUAGAGGACGAUCAUGUAGAGGACGAUCAUGUAGAGGACUAUCAUGUAGAGGACGAUCAUGUAGAGGACGAUCAUGUAGAGGACUAUCAUGUAGAGGACGAUCAUGUAGAGGACGAUCAUGUAGAGGACUAUCAUGUAGAGGACUAUCAUGUAGAGGACGAUCAUGUAGAGGACGAUCAUGUAGAGGACUAUCAUGUAGAGGACGACCAUGUAGAGGACGAUCAUGUAGAGGACUAUCAUGUAGAGGACUAUCAUGUAGAGGACUAUCAUGUAGAGGACGAUCAUGUAGAGGACGAUCAUGUAGAGGACGAUCAUGUAGAGGACGAUCAUGUAGAGGACGAUCAUGUAGAGGACUAUCAUGUAGAGGACGAUCAUGUAGAGGACGAUCAUGUAGAGGACGAUCAUGUAGAGGACGAUCAUGUAGAGGACUAUCAUGACGAUCAUGUAGAGGACGAUCAUGUAGAGGACGAUCAUGUAGAGGACUAUCAUGUAGAGGACGAUCAUGUAGAGGACGAUCAUGUAGAGGACGAUCAUGUAGAGGACGAUCAUGUAGAGGACUAUCAUGUAGAGGACUAUCAUGUAGAGGACGAUCAUGUAGAGGACUAUCAUGUAGAGGACGAUCAUGUAGAGGACGAUCAUGUAGAGGACGAUCAUGUAGAGGACGAUCAUGUAGAGGACUAUCAUGUAGAGGACGAUCAUGUAGAGGACGAUCAUGUAGAGGACGAUCAUGUAGAGGACUAUCAUGUAGAGGACGAUCAUGUAGAGGACGAUCAUGUAGAGGACGAUCAUGUAGAGGACGAUCAUGUAGAGGACUAUCAUGUAGAGGACGAUCAUGUAGAGGACGAUCAUGUAGAGGACGAUCAUGUAGAGGACGAUCAUGUAGAGGACUAUCAUGUAGAGGACGAUCAUGUAGAGGACGAUCAUGUAGAGGACGAUCAUGUAGAGGACGAUCAUGUAGAGGACGAUCAUGUAGAGGACGAUCAUAGGACUCAUGUAGAGGACGACCCUGUAGAGGACUAUCAUGUAGAGGACGAUCAUGUAGAGGACUAUCAUGUAGAGGACGAUCAUGUAGAGGACUAUCAUGUAGAGGACGAUCAUGUAGAGGACUAUCAUGUAGAGGACGAUCAUGUAGAAGACGAUCAUGUAGAGGACGAUCAAGUAGAAGACGAUCAUGUAGAGGGCGAUCAUGUAGAAGACGAUCAUGUAGAGGACGAUCAUGUAGAGGACGAUCAUGUAGAGAAUGAUGGUGAUGAAGAAGUUGAUGAAUAA
Messenger RNA from Pecten maximus, 2106 nucleotides. Its product is annotated as aspartic and glutamic acid-rich protein-like. Lineage: Eukaryota; Metazoa; Mollusca; Bivalvia; Pectinida; Pectinidae. The coding region runs from base 1 to 2106 and encodes 701 amino acids. The transcript has 4 exons. The record is from RefSeq and is a predicted model, not a curated record.